AAAAAGAGUGUUGCGACAUAGACUUCUAAAGGACGCGGAAGUGACGCGUAUUGUGGGGCAACCGAUAGUUCCGUCACUGAGCCCCACUCAUUUCACUGUUUCCCAAAACACAAUCGCUGGUAAGAUGAUGGAAUUAUUGCAUUUAUUAUAUAUAUUUUUCAAACAUUUUAAGGCAUUAGCUGUCCUCUCAUGAAUCCAGUCAGUAAUGGCAGUUUGUGUAUCUAGCUUUAGUUAAUGUUUAUCAUUGGAUAAUAGUUAGAUUCUACUUGCAGUUAGCUAGCAUGAGCAACACUUCACUAGCUACCAUAACCAGAUCUCAGUUGGCCUACAUUUACCUCAAAUUAAUUUCACUUAUUGGCGUUUGUUAACAGACAAAGUAUAUAUUCAGUGAUUAGAUUUGUUGUUAAAGUUAGACUGUAUUAGUUUUAGCUCGGUGUACCUAAUAAACUGGCAGUUGGAAUUGCAGCCCAACUUUGAUUAGACUGGUGAAACAUUUAUAUGUGUAAAUAAAGAUUAUGAUGCGUGCAACCUCAAGAGAACAUUACAGUGUGCUUAUUGGACCAACAUCACUUAAGUAUUUGGAUGACAUUUAAUUUUACAUUAUCUAAAGAUAACAUCUUUUUUCUCUCUUUUAGGAGGAGAUAGAGAUGUGUAAAGCAAGAGAUAUCCCAAUAAUCAUUUAUGCAGUAAAUCUCAAAUUCCAGCUGUUGAACAGAUAGGAUUUUCUUAUUAUUAUUUCUUUCUUUUAUUUAUUUAAUACAGGCAAACAAUACAACAUAGCCACACACUUCAGGUCUGUUAUUAUAAGCAGGUAUUCUGCUGUUUAUAAAGGACAUUAAAAUUACAGGGACUCAUUAAUACUUUCCUCCCCCCCCCAUUUUUAUUUAAUUUUUUGCAUCCAAAUGCUGCACAGCCAACCAUUGUAAGACCCUGAUCUAUAAAAGUUAUUUAUUUAUUUGUUAUUUAUAACAUUAUAUUUAUUGGUUUUUGGCAACAUAGUCAUACAUACAAUAACCUUUAUAAACACUCCCCUACCCCACCCUCAACAUUGAACACAGGGAAAUAAAUAAAAAUAAUAAGAGAUACAGUAUUUUUUUUUUUUAUAUGUGCUGUUGUUUUAUUGAUCAAUUUUACUCACUCAGUAAUUAAUUUCACCCUAAUGAUGUUCCAGAAAUUGCAUAAAAGUGGCCUGCUUUCUGUCAUCUUUCUCCCUGUAGGAGGUAGAAAAAGUUUCUAUGAAGACUGCCCGUUCAAGGAAAAACUUAUCAACCCUGGAUAUAUUAUAUAAUAAAAUGUUUUGCUGAAUGCCAUUGUUUCCCUUGUUUAUUUUGCACUAUUGACCAAACUUCUUUCUUGGGUUAAAUUGAGCAGUUACUUGCACUCUUUGAUAUUCAGUUGUUGUGCAUGCUUAUGUAAAUAUCUUAACAUAAGAUAACAUUAGGAUGUCAGCAAUUAUGACCAUAGAAGCAAGAGAAAAUAUUAAUGCAUACAUACUGUAAAUGUAUUUACUUUAAAAUUGCUGCAAAGAUAGUCGCUGCUGCUGUCUGUCCCGAUUAAACCCAUUGAAACAGGUUGACAAAGCGGAUUUGUUUAGUGCUACUGAGAGCUACAUGAACCACGUGACUGCAUCGCGGCGAGAUCAAAGCGUGUCGUAACUCUUUAUCAACGACGCUGGCCUCAGGUAUUCAGAUAUUAUUUGUUUUGUUAGUGAUCUUUUAAAUUAUUUAUAUUAACAAUAUCAAUAGACCGUUAUUAAUUACAUUUAUUUAUUUUUGUUUACCAGAGAGAGAGUUAUGGUUGCCAGAUUGAACACUUACCAAAGACUCUUUUACUGACCAAUAAUAUACAUAUUAUAAUAAAUAUAAAUGUUUAUUUUGCUUGAUAUGCGUUUUAUUCAGCCCUUACACCAGUUCUCCAUAAGCUUUAGAUUCAGAGUUAGUCAGAACAGUGAUAGGAUGUAUGGUUACAUAUUUAACAUAGCCAGUUAAGCAAUUAAUUGUAUCAUUUAAAUGAAAUAAAGUCAAAUAAAAUAAUUAUUAAUUUUAAAUAGAAGAUGCUUUAUAAGAAAUAUCAAAGAACAUUAGGAAGCUCCACAGCUCUGUGUGGGUUUUAAAUCCAGGUUUUAUUCUCAAUUUUACUGAAACAUACAGAAGUCCAGAAAGGCCAUAAGUUAUUUAUAUUUCUGUACUGUUAUCCCAUGAUUAUAUUUCUCUUAUGAUCUCAAAAUAACAAAAUUUAUUUACUUAUUUUCAGGUGAUCUUGCAAUAACAAUGUAUUUUCUGAGCUCAUGCAGUACCACAGACAGACAGUCCUUAUUGGUUCUCAAGGGGAAUUUGGGGUAAAAUAAUCUGGAACGCCACACAGGCCCCCAAGAUAAGGAUCACACCCAGGACCCUGCAGCUGGAAGGUAGAACAACUACCACAGCUCCAGAUGUUCCAGCUGUUGUAUCAGUCGCUGAUUAAAGUAAAAUCAGAUGUGCUUAUCCAUAAUUGACUAUAGUAACAUUUAUAGGCCAGAAAAUCUAAUCCACUCUUGGGGCAACAGUAAAUAAUAGUGAAUUAGAGGCAAUCUGGCAACCUGAGUAAACACCAUAAUGGCGUCCAUCACAGACCUGAAGAGCGCCCUGAAGGAGACGUUGGAGGCACGCGGCGUGCUCACACAGCUCAGAGCGAGGAUAAGGGCGGAGGUGUUCAGGGCGUUAGAUGAUCCGAGUGAGCCACGCCCCUCACCCAGCAAAGAGACGCUGCUGAUUAAUGAGCUGAUCCGCGAGUACCUCAAGUUCCACGAGUAUCACCACACUGAGUCUGUACUCAUCGCAGAGUCAGGACAGCAGGAUAUUCCUCUGGACCGGACAUUUAUCGCCAGUGAACUGAACAUUGUAGAAGAGCCGAGCACCAGGACACUACCUCUGCUGUAUGGAGUCAUCUCUCACUUCCUGAAUGAAGAUGGAGCAUGAAAGAAAGACAGACAGAGCCGAGGAAGUCGCAUGACAACAGGAAGUCGCAUGACAACAGGAAAUCGUAUGACAACAGGAAGUUGCAUGACAACAGGAAGUCACAACACCAUUAAAUUAUUAUUGUUUACAUUCUGAAGUGAACCAAAACCUCCAUGAGUGUGUGACUCUCAGUGUUUAAAUGUGUUUACCUUUCUGUCCUUUUCUAAAAAUAAAAUCUUUUUUAUAAUCUUUUUUACUCUGUGUGUGUGUGUGUGUGUGUGUGUGUGUG
Molecule: messenger RNA, 3225 nt
Organism: Ictalurus furcatus (blue catfish)
Lineage: Eukaryota; Metazoa; Chordata; Actinopteri; Siluriformes; Ictaluridae
Gene: cep20
Product: centrosomal protein 20
Exons: 5
Coding region: 2595-2957 (120 amino acids)
Biological process (GO): cilium assembly; microtubule anchoring
Cellular component (GO): centrosome; motile cilium; ciliary basal body
Molecular function (GO): protein binding
Source: RefSeq, a predicted model, not a curated record